AUGCCAGAUGAAGAGCCGGGCACAUCAAAAGAACCUGCAACGGAAUCUCUUCUCACAACAUUUUCAAGCAAAUUUAAAGACAAACUAUGGCAGGCUAGACAAUCGCAGAGAAUCAAGGAUGAGGGAGAGCCGUUAACAAUAAAAAGCUCGAUUUCUUAUCCUCCUGGGCCUGUAUAUUCUCCUCCAUGGCCCACUGAGCAAACUUGGACAGCCGGGUGGAAAAGGUUAAAGUCGAUCUAUGAAGCCGAAGUGUCAAUGGAAAGAGACGUCAUUCGAAAAGUCUGUACGACAUCGUUUAUUGCCGCUUUUCUUCUUGGUGGUGCGUCAGGAUAUCAAGAAGCCGGAAGGGUUUAUGAGCAAACGCAUGUCGGAAAAGCUUAUCUUUCACAACGAGACGCUUUGGUACGAAGGAUGGAUUAUGGCAUUUUGAAAUUUUCAAUUAAUGGGACGAAAACUGGUGUGAAAGCAAUGUUGCUUGCUGGCUCAAUCAUUGGAAUCACACUUCACGUGGCUGCCUAUCGUGCCCAUUUUUCGCCUUUUUAUUUUCCAGCGUUUUCAGGUGCUGUCUCGGGAGUUUUACAUGGAGUCGGAGGAAUUUUUUCGUUUCCGCUGGGAGUCAUUGGAGUGGCCAAAGCAAUUGGACUCGGCAUCAGCUCAGGCUUCACCCUCGCUGCGGGCUACCACCUUUUUGCUUUAAGCAUCGACAAAACGGCAGAUGAAUCUUAUUGGUAUUUUAAAAAUGAGUAUGAAAAGGAACUACAAAGCAAGGUUGAUUUUGAUGCAAAAGUUCGUCGAGUAAUGGAAGAGAAUCCUGAUAUGUGGUGGAAGGCAAAGGCUAUAAAAUAUGUGAAACAACUUGAAGAACAAGAACGACAGAAACACGAUUUU
Molecule: messenger RNA, 888 nt
Organism: Mesorhabditis belari
Lineage: Eukaryota; Metazoa; Nematoda; Chromadorea; Rhabditida; Rhabditidae
Source: the annotation of a GenBank genome assembly